Messenger RNA from Betta splendens (Siamese fighting fish), 1786 nucleotides. It is a transcript of the gene tmem54a, whose product is annotated as transmembrane protein 54a. NCBI's taxonomy places the organism in Eukaryota, Metazoa, Chordata, Actinopteri, Anabantiformes, Osphronemidae. The transcript has 6 exons. Bases 152 to 883 code for a protein of 243 amino acids. The record is from RefSeq and is a predicted model, not a curated record.
CUGGGGGCGGAGUUUCCGCACAGGUACCUCCCGUGUGUGUCCGCAGGUGAGGACAAAGCCAACGCGAGCGGAGCGUCGGUCAGAAAAUGACCUAAUCAAAUCCCGUGGACUAUUGACUUAGACUAUGAUCUAAGAGGAGAGCUGAUCCACCAUGGUGUACUGCGGAGUGUGCUGCGCCAGCCUCAAAGACAGCAAGGCCCUGAUGAAGAUGGGCCUGGGGCUGGUGCUGGUGAGCCACGUUAACUUCCUGCUGGGAGCGCUGGCGCACGGCGCGCUGCUCAGGAACAUGUCCGCGAAGACUGAGCCCAACGGGGUGGAGUACGGCAUCUCCAAUGUCCUCGCCAUAGCAGCAGGCCUGGUGGGAAUCUUUGGCGGAAUCGUGGCCAUUGUUCUAUCCAAAAACAAGAAAAGCAGGAUUUUGCAGUGGGUCCUGCUGGUUUUCUGCUUCCUGGCAGGUCUCCUGGCAGCCGCCUCCACCGUGGGCUUGUUGGUGUCAGUGGUCAAGGUCAUGAGCAACAAAGAGAAAAAUCUAAUAAACUGCCACGCUUCUGUUACCGGUGUGGUCUCCUCAAACAUCACCUACGAAUGCCCCUACGACCCCACGCGUGCUUAUACCACCACAAUCAUCCUGUGGGUGCUUCUCAUCUCAAUGUCCAUCGUGGAGAUGGUGUUCUCCUUCCACUGCUUUGCUGCCUGCACUUCAUUCCUCUACCUCUGUCCAUGCCGGAAGAGGCCGACCCCGUCUAGGAGGGUGUGUAUCCGGGACAGCAUUGAAGUUGCCACAUCGGUACAAAGACCAGGGUCAGAUUCUGAAGCUGAGCCAGCAGAGCAGGAGGAUCUGCUGGACCACCCCAGUCCACAGGAGCAGAGCCACUGGCUCUGAUCCGGCUACACCUAGUCUGAUACGUUAGGUUGAAAGUGUUGGUGUUAACGUGAUAUAACAAAUGAUUAUUUGUGAAAAUGUACCACAUCUGUUACAUAUUCUGGCUGAAGAUCACACCUCUGGGAUUUCAGCUUGCUAAUGAAAUGGUCAUUUAUAUCCAUAAGUUUUAUAUGAUUCUGUGCUGCCACUGGUUUGAUAUGAUUGUUUAUAUUGAUAGUUUUGAAAAUACAAAACUGUAUGUAUCUCUUUUUUAUUUCUGUAUUAAAAUAUAGUUCCAUCAGUUGUUUUUUAAUCCAAACAUGUUAUGCAGUCUUAUUUUCAAAAACUCCAACAUACAGUAUGAAGUUUUUAUUGGCGUUUCAAAAUCAAGCUCUUAUGGAACAAUAAUCAUGUUUACAGGAUACAAAUAUAUACACAACAAAUCAUUGUAUUGUGGUAUUUGUCUUAAGUGAGUACUUACUGUCCAGAUAUCAAUAAUCCGGCACCAGUUGAAAGGAUUUAAACAGUUUUAGUAUCGUGAGGCAGGAUAGAAAACUUGAUGGAAAAGAUUGGCAUGUGUCAGAAGCCUGUUGAACAAAAAAACUCACCUACACUGUGCCACGUAUGAGGUAUAUACAUUAAGACAAGUCUUGGGGGCCUUACCAGACAAGGCCAGUAACACAAAUGUAAAAAGAUCUACUUUACAAACAUGCUUCAACUCUAUACUGAAAGGCACAGGACAAAGUGCGACUGAAAACCAUAAAACCAAGUAAACAAAAUAUCUGAUUUAAAUAAAUGAAAUCGAGAUAUAUAAAAGCAUUACACAUACAAACCUAUUUUACAAUGUUGCUUCAGGAAGAGAAAAGACAGAGCCUAUAAAAAGUCAGGACGACAGCAACAAAGCAUACAAAAAAAAAAACAAAA